GUGUUGGGUGGAAAGAUUGAGCCAUAUAUGAAGAGUGAACCAAUUCCAGAGAGUCAAGGCGACGUUAAGGUGGUUGUUGCGCGUUCAUUCAAGGAAAUGGUGAUGGACGUGAAGAAGGAUGUGCUCAUUGAGUUCUACGCUCCAUGGUGUGGCCAUUGUAAGGCGUUGGCACCGAAAUACGACGAGCUGGGCGAGAAGUUAGCCAAGGAGGACGUGGUGAUCGCGAAAAUGGACGCGACUGCCAACGAUGUACCGCCACUCUUUGAAGUCAGAGGGUAA
Molecule: messenger RNA, 279 nt
Organism: Anisakis simplex (herring worm)
Lineage: Eukaryota; Metazoa; Nematoda; Chromadorea; Rhabditida; Anisakidae
Source: the annotation of a GenBank genome assembly